AUGUGGUUGCCACGAUUGAUGCGUGCAGCGAACGAAGAGCAGGAAAUUCGUGCCGCUGCGCUUGGAUAAUGUUUUUGCGUUGAUUACAAGCAAGAGAAAGUGAGAUUUUUGCAGGCUAUUGGGUUUUCUUUUUGCCAAAAAAGUAGAUUGUUCGGAUUGUUGAAUGAAAUCUUUCGGCGCUUUCAUCUUCCAGCAUUUGAUUAUUCCGGUGCUUUUUUUCCAGUACCUGAACGUUCUGGGCAAAAUCUACUGGGACCAAUGGUCACAUGCAACUGUGGACAUCUGGCAUCCUGUCGACGAGCAACCCCGCUGCUCUGUUCUCGUGGUGAGAGGACCGCAACAACAACCCAGGCACUAAAGCAUCGCUUCACUCUCGUCAAAUGGUGCUGCUUCGCGUUCCUUCUGCUCAUCUUCGCCCUCAUUGUGUUCUCGGGACUUCUGACGUCGGCAUCGAGCGAAUUGAGCCUGGACAGCUCGUUUCUGUUUCUGGCGAUCAUCUCCAUGAUCCUGGUGCUGUUCGCCGGUCUGUGCUGCUUACGUGCACGUGCAAUCUGUAGGAAUCGUGCUGCCCGCCAUGGAUCAGCGUAUUGUCGCCGUGUUCACAGCAAUCAUCCACGUUCAUUCCGAAUUCCAGCUUCAUUUUUUGCGCAUACUGUACAUACACGACCACAUAUCCAUCCAUCGCCAAGCUCAUUUCGUUUCUCCGAAUCCUCUCUGUAA
Messenger RNA from Gongylonema pulchrum, 720 nucleotides. NCBI's taxonomy places the organism in Eukaryota, Metazoa, Nematoda, Chromadorea, Rhabditida, Gongylonematidae. The record is from the annotation of a GenBank genome assembly.